ACGCGCAGCGGUGGCGGCGGGAAGAUGGCGGAGUCCGGUGGCGGCGGUGGCGCUGGUGGCGGCGGCUUCGGCGCGGGCUCGGGCCCUGAGCGCCCGAGCAGCUUGGCCGACAAGAACGGAGCCCUCAAGUGCACCUUCUCGGCACCUGGCCACAGCACCAGCCUCCUGCAGGGCCUGGCCACCCUCCGCGCCCAGGGCCAGCUCCUGGACGUCAUGCUCACCAUCAACAGAGAGACCUUCCACGCACACAAGGUGGUCCUGGCCGCCUGCAGCGACUACUUCAGGGCCAUGUUCACGGGUGGUAUGAGGGAAGCGAGCCAGGACGUCAUCGAGCUGAAGGGUGUGUCGGCCCGCGGCCUGCGGCACAUCAUUGACUUUGCCUACAGUGCCGAGGUGACGCUGGACCUGGACUGUGUGCAGGAUGUGCUGGGCGCCGCUGUGUUCCUGCAGAUGCUGCCUGUGGUGGAGCUGUGCGAGGAGUUCCUCAAGGCCGCCAUGAGCGUGGAGACCUGCCUCAACAUCGGCCACAUGGCCACCACCUUCAGCCUGGCCUCGCUCAAGGAGUCAGUGGACACCUUCACCUUCCGGCACUUCCUGCAGAUUGCCGAGGAGGAGGACUUCCUGCACCUGCCACUGGAGCGCCUCAUCUUCUUCCUGCAGAGCAACCGGCUGCAGAGCUGUGCCGAGAUCGACCUGUUCCGCGCUGCCAUCCGCUGGCUGCAGCAUGACCCGGCCCGGCGGCUGCGCGCCAGCCAUGUGCUCUGCCACAUCCGCUUCCCGCUCAUGCGGUCGUCGGACCUGGUGGAUAGCGUGCAGACUCUGGACAUCAUGGUGGAGGAUGUGCUGUGCCGCCAGUACCUGCUGGAGGCCUUCAACUACCAGGUGCUGCCUUUCCGGCAGCAUGAGAUGCAGUCUCCGCGCACGGUUGUGCGCUCAGAUGUGCCCUCACUGGUUGCCUUUGGCGGCACGCCCUACACCGACAGCGACCGCUCCGUCAGCAGCAAGGUGUACCAGCUGCCUGAGCCGGGCGCCCGCCACUUCCGUGAGCUCACGGAGAUGGAGGUGGGCUGCAGCCACACGUGCGUGGCCGUACUGGACAACUUCGUGUACGUGGCUGGUGGCCAGCACCUGCAGUACCGCAGUGGCGAGGGUGCAGUGGACGCCUGCUACCGCUAUGACCCCCACCUGAACCGGUGGCUGCGCCUGCAGGCCAUGCAGGAGAGCCGCAUCCAGUUCCAGCUGAACGUGCUGUGUGGCAUGGUCUAUGCCACGGGUGGGCGCAAUCGGGCCGGCAGCCUGGCCUCAGUUGAGAGGUACUGCCCGCGGCGCAACGAGUGGGGCUAUGCCUGCUCGCUGAAGCGCCGCACGUGGGGCCACGCGGGCGCCACGGCCGGGGGCCGCCUCUACAUCUCGGGCGGCUAUGGCAUCUCAGUGGAGGACAAGAAGGCGCUGCACUGCUAUGACCCCGCAGCUGACCAGUGGGAGUUCAAGGCGCCCAUGAGCGAGCCCCGCGUGCUCCACGCCAUGGUGGGCGCCCGCGGCCGUAUCUACGCCCUUGGGGGUCGCAUGGACCACGUUGACCGCUGCUUCGACGUGCUGGCCGUAGAGUACUAUGUGCCUGAGACGGACCAGUGGACCAGCGUGAGCCCCAUGCGGGCCGGCCAGUCGGAGGCCGGCUGCUGCCUGCUGGACAGGAAGAUCUACAUUGUUGGGGGCUACAACUGGCGUCUCAACAACGUGACAGGCAUCGUGCAGGUGUACAACACCGAAACAGACGAGUGGGAGCGUGACCUGCACUUCCCGGAGUCCUUCGCAGGCGUCGCCUGUGCCCCCGUCCUGCUGCCCCGGGCCGGGACCAGGAGGUAGCCCCUGGGGCUGGCAUGGCGUCCACUGUCGCCACGAGGGGCUUGGCGAGCCCACGUCUGAGUGAGAACCACGGAUCCCCCCUCUCCUGGGCUGGCCUCCCGGGGUCUGCCUGUUGAUAAGGUCCCUCCUUUCUUCCCGAAGCAGAUCUGGGCUCAGCGCUGGCUGAGGUUGCCUGCCAGCAACGAGGCUGGCGUGUCAUGGCAGCAAACUUGCACCCGAGGCGGUUUCCUGGUCAUGCAUUGUCCUAGUCCGUGGGUGGCAAUCCGGGCUCUUUGGGGUGGUGUUGUGUGGCUUUGCCCCGCUUCUCUCCCC
Ceratotherium simum simum (southern white rhinoceros) is the source of this 2178-nucleotide messenger RNA. RefSeq names its product kelch like family member 26 (gene KLHL26). Lineage: Eukaryota; Metazoa; Chordata; Mammalia; Perissodactyla; Rhinocerotidae. The record is from RefSeq and is a predicted model, not a curated record. Gene Ontology annotation, molecular function: protein binding.